This is a messenger RNA of Daphnia pulicaria, 1102 nucleotides long. RefSeq lists its product as uncharacterized. NCBI's taxonomy places the organism in Eukaryota, Metazoa, Arthropoda, Branchiopoda, Diplostraca, Daphniidae. The record is from RefSeq and is a predicted model, not a curated record. Gene Ontology annotation, biological process: glycosphingolipid biosynthetic process. Gene Ontology annotation, molecular function: hexosyltransferase activity. The coding region runs from base 35 to 1102 and encodes 355 amino acids. The transcript has 2 exons.
ACCAACGCGACUGGAAGAAAUCACUUUUCAUACUAUGCGAUCAUACAGGGUAGCCUGUGCCAUCGUUUUGGCCAACGUGGGAAUCAUACUCGGCUGUCACAUUUGGCUGGCCCAUUUCGGCUCCGAUUCAAGAAAUAAUAACGAAGAUUCCGGCGCAAUAAGAAGAGUAGUGCGCAUUUCCCAGUGGAGACAAGAUUACCUUGAGGCCAUCGACAGCCGUCGGAUCGUGUUGCACGAAACGAGCGGACGAGGCGAUUUGAACGUCCGGCAAAGUUGCGCUGCCGAAUCGGCAGCCCGACACAAUCCCGACCGCCCGAUUCAAAUUUUCAUGCGAUGGAAAACGACGUCCAGGGACGACCCUGGGAAUUCGACAGACGCCUGGCUGACCGUUCUAUCUCAUUACAACAACGUGGAAAUUGUUCAAAUUGAUGAUGCAAUCCUUUACUCGAAUAAUACGGCCCUGUACAACUGGUUCAAAAUUAAAUGGCGGGAAAAUGCCCAGCAGCACCUGUCCCAUGACUAUAUUCGAUCGGUGACGUUGUUUAAAGGCGGUGGCCUCUUCCUGGACAUGGAUAAAGUGAUCACAAUCAAGCCUCUGACUUGGUCGAAAUGGAACAACUUUUUCGUUCAGAGGAAAAGCGGAAUCAUCGCUGUCGAGAUGCUGCACCUCCUCCACGGCCACCAUUUAAUCGACGAGAUCAUCUUGAACAUGGCCAAUAAUAAGGCGGAUGAUGCGGCAACAGGCAACGGGAUUUUGGCAGCCGCCAUUGACGCUAGCGUCAACAAGAUUUGCGGCAGCUGGAAGAAUAAUCAGUGUCUGGAUGUCCGGUUGAUUGACGAAGAAGACGUCAUCUUACCACCAUUUGACUCGCUAUUUUGGGACUCAUCGAUUCUUGGAAUGAAUUCAAAAGGAGGAUAUGACGUCAUGAAAAAGACCAUCGUGAAUCACGGGGCUGUUUUGAUGGAAUGGGAAUCAAUUAUUAGAAAUUCAUUCGAAUCUGUGCUGUACGUGGCUCUCAUGGAGGAACACUGCCCUUUCACGCUUGCCAAUGCCAAACAUUUCCCCAAUUUCCACUCAUCACUUAAUAAUUUCAAUCAAUAA